Messenger RNA from Heterostelium album PN500, 1548 nucleotides. Its product is annotated as ankyrin repeat protein. The record is from RefSeq and is a predicted model, not a curated record. Lineage: Eukaryota; Evosea; Eumycetozoa; Acytosteliales; Acytosteliaceae. The transcript is spliced from 2 exons. Gene Ontology annotation, molecular function: protein binding. The coding region runs from base 1 to 1548 and encodes 515 amino acids.
AUGAGAAAUAAUGAUAAACUAAAAAAGAAAUCAACGACAACAUCAACAUCAACGAAAACAAAGAAACAACAAAAUGAUAUUGAAAAUAGUAUUAAUAAUAGUAAUAAAAAAUUGAGUACAUGUCCAAAUUGUUAUAGUAUACAAGUAGCGCUAAAGAAUAGACAUACAGAGUGUUUCAAAUCUUUGGUUGCAACCGACAAGGAACACAAGUCAAGAGGCGACUCUCCACUGCAAGUCGCUGUGGUAAUGCAAGAUUCCGACAUGGUAUCGCAACUGCUGAACGAUAGCACGAUCGAUGCGCAACGUCGUCAAUCAAUGGUGAACUUUGUCAAUCGAGUCGGUUUCACUGCGCUUCACUACUGUUCAAUGACAAUGAUGAUGGAGCGUGACAAACGUCUAACGGAGAACCACAGCUACCUCACAAAGAAAAUACACUUUCCUGGACGUGUCAAGAAACUUGAUGAUCCAUCGCUGGUUCGUGCUGAUGCCGGUCUGAAAACUCUGGAGAUUGUAGAGCUACUGCUGAAUGCCGGCGCCGAUGUGAAUAUCCUCACUCCGACCAAUGUCGAUGCGUUCGGUAUCGCCGCAGAGACAGGACUGCUGCCGCUGUGCAAGCGACUGGCGGCUGCCGGCGCCGACUUGGAGCGGCCAAACGUCGAAGGUGACACUCCUCUGAUGACGGCGAUUGCCAACCAGAAUACAGAGGUUGUAGAAUUUCUAAUUGGCAGUGGUGUCAAUAUUGAGUAUGUCAAUGAGAGGAACGACGAGACUGCAUAUCAACGCGCCGGAUUCUACACUUUUCUGCCAGUGUUGAAACUGCUGAUUGCAGCGGGUGCAAAGGAUCGCGACGUUUCCAACACUGCACUUCACUCGACGGUCGCAUCCAACAAGCUGGCUGCAACCAAACUGAUCCUGCAACACCAACCGGAAGCUAUCAACUUCCGUGAUGUUGGUGGCGCUUCUCCUAUUUUCUUGGCGGCGCAAUCGUCGUUUAGCGAAGUGUUGGCGUAUUUGUUGGAACAAGGCGCGAGAAUCGACUAUACAGUUCCGGGAACCGGUGAUAAUUUAGGUCAUGUUUUGGCAUUCUCUGGAAAAGUAGGUGAUAUGAAAGUAUUGCAAUCCGCCGGAAUCAAUGUGAAGACGACCAAUCUCUCGGGUGAGACGCCACUUCAUGAAGCGGCAAGAGGUGGCAAUUCAGAGAUGAUUCGAUACUUGGUGAAGGAAUGUGGAUUGGAUGUAAAUAUGCAGAACAAUAGCGGAGAGACACCACUAACGCUAUCGGUACGUCAAAGAAAACUUGGUGGCACACGUGAGCUCCUGGAGCUUGGCGCCAACGCAAAUCACCCGACACCAGAUCAACGAUACCCAAUACACAACGCAGCUGAAAUUGGACUUCCAAAAAUGAUUUCACUACUCAUCGAGCAUGGUGCAGAUAUCAAUGUUCAAAAUUCAUUCGGUCAAACUCCACUUGUUCUUGCCAUCGAAAGAAAGAACAAAACCUGUCAAGAUAUUUUACUUUCCAUCACCAGACAAUCAAUUGGAUCAUGA